Molecule: messenger RNA, 810 nt
Organism: Stylophora pistillata
Lineage: Eukaryota; Metazoa; Cnidaria; Anthozoa; Scleractinia; Pocilloporidae
Product: putative skeletal organic matrix protein 5
Source: RefSeq, a predicted model, not a curated record
AUGGUCAAAAAAGGCAACGAAACACCAUCUGGUACCAUCGAUCACCGCGAAAAGAUGUUGGAUUGCAACUGUAACUUGAAUCGAGAUUCUAGUGCCAGCAAGGCCAUUAAGACUUGCAGUACGUCCCUUCUCCUGCAAGAGACAGGAAGGUCACGACGAAGCCAAGUUUACCCGCUGUUAUUUGGUUCAAAAGAGAUUCCUAUUUUCUGUCACAUGAGAAAAUUUCGAUGUGGAGGUGGAGAGUGGACCCUGACUAUGAAGAUCGAUGGCACCAAAAGAACAUUUCAUUAUGACUCCCACUUCUGGAGUUACAGAAAUUCAUUAGACCUUCUUCGAGCAAAGACUGGCUUCGACUUACAGGAAACAAAACUGGCGACUUACUGGAACACGUAUUUCUCCAAGGUCUGUCUCGGUAUUAGAAUAGGCCAUCAGAACAGGUUCAUGAUAAUCAACAGGCAUGCAAACUCUCUAUAUUCCCUCAUUGCUGUUGGAAAAUAUCACGCCACCUCAUUGGGUCGUUAUACAUGGAGGAGACUGAUUGGUCCGGACGCCUCCUUACAGCGCAACUGCGAUAUGGAAGGAUUCAAUGCUAAGGUAAACACAGGUAAUUCCAAAGCACGAAUUGGUAUUAUUGCCAACAACGACAAUGAUUGCAACUCAUGCAAUUCCAGAAUUGGAUUUGGUACAGGACUCAAACACUUAAUCGGUUUUGGUACAGAAGGACGCAACACGUGCGGAAAUGAAGCAAUGUACUCGCCUGAUAAUGGAGAAAAACACAUUAGAACCAUGGGAUACAUCCUGGUGCAGUGA